Castor canadensis (American beaver) is the source of this 1345-nucleotide messenger RNA. RefSeq names its product triosephosphate isomerase 1 (gene Tpi1). NCBI's taxonomy places the organism in Eukaryota, Metazoa, Chordata, Mammalia, Rodentia, Castoridae. Gene Ontology annotation, molecular function: triose-phosphate isomerase activity. Gene Ontology annotation, cellular component: cytosol. Gene Ontology annotation, biological process: gluconeogenesis; glycerol catabolic process; glycolytic process. The record is from RefSeq and is a predicted model, not a curated record.
GGAGGGACGGCCUCCCAGGCAGGGGGCCGGGCUAACCAUGGCGGAGGGCGGGGAGGAGGAGGAGUUCUGCUUCACACUGCUCUAUAUAAGCGGCCUGUGGCCACAGCUGCGUGCUGAUACUGACCUUCGGAGUAUCGGUCCCUGCGACAUGGCGCCCUCCAGGAAGUUCUUUGUGGGUGGCAACUGGAAGAUGAAUGGGCGGAAGAAUUCUCUGGGGGAACUCAUCAGUACCUUGAACGCUGCCAAGGUGCCGGCCGACACCGAGGUGGUUUGUGCACCCCCCACUGCCUACAUUGACUUUGCCAGGCAAAAGCUGGAUCCCAAGAUUGCUGUGGCUGCACAGAACUGCUACAAAGUGACUAAUGGGGCCUUCACUGGAGAGAUCAGCCCUGGCAUGAUCAAAGACUGUGGAGCCACGUGGGUAGUCCUGGGGCACUCAGAGAGAAGGCAUGUCUUUGGGGAGUCAGAUGAGCUGAUUGGGCAGAAAGUGGCUCAUGCCCUGGCAGAGGGACUGGGAGUGAUCGCCUGCAUUGGGGAGAAGCUAGAUGAGAGAGAAGCUGGCAUCACUGAGAAGGUCGUUUUCGAGCAAACCAAGGUCAUCGCAGAUAAUGUGAAUGACUGGAACAAGAUUGUCUUGGCCUAUGAACCUGUGUGGGCCAUUGGUACUGGCAAGACCGCAACACCUCAACAGGCCCAGGAAGUACACGAGAAGCUCCGGGGAUGGCUUAAGUCCAAUGUCUCUGAUGCAGUAGCUCAGAGCACCCGCAUCAUUUAUGGAGGUUCUGUGACUGGGGCAACCUGCAAAGAGCUGGCAAGCCAGCCUGAUGUAGAUGGCUUCCUUGUGGGUGGUGCCUCCCUCAAGCCUGAAUUUGUGGACAUCAUCAAUGCCAAACAAUAAGAGCCAACCAUCUCCCCUAUUCUGCUAAGCCAAGGGACUAGAUAGCCCGAGUAACUGCUCCCACCCUUCACAUGCUUCUUUCUGAUGGUGUCAUCUGCUCCCUCUUGUGGCCUAAUCCAAACUGGACUUUCUUUUACCGGUUACACCUUCUCCCUAUAAUGGUUGGGACCAGGCCAAUGCCUUCACCACUUUAGAAUGAAACAUGUCACCAAGGUAGCUUGUCCUUGGCUGAGAGGUAGAAAGAGUGGAGCUUGUUCAUGUGUCCCCUGAGGCCCCAGUGAGGUCUGGAGAGCAAAACCACCCUCCUCUUCCCUCUCCUCUCCCACACCAUGAGGCCAAGAUCCCCCCCGAAGAGGCCAGGGAUGCUCCCCUCUCCCAUGGUGUGAUGCCUAUGUGUAGUGUAUGUGAGCCAUCCAACAUGGAAGGGAAAUAAACACCUAGCACUAA